Messenger RNA from Kazachstania africana CBS 2517, 819 nucleotides. RefSeq names its product ankyrin repeat domain-containing protein. Gene Ontology annotation, molecular function: protein binding. The transcript has a single exon. Bases 1 to 819 code for a protein of 272 amino acids. Lineage: Eukaryota; Fungi; Ascomycota; Saccharomycetes; Saccharomycetales; Saccharomycetaceae. The record is from RefSeq and is a predicted model, not a curated record.
AUGUUAGCAGAUCCACGAGAAAGAUUACGCCACGCAAUCAUAUCAGGGAACUUGCUAAUAGUAAAAAGAUUGCUGAGGCGCUUUCCUCAUUUGUUGUAUAACAAUGAUCCAAAGAACGGGUGGAGUUCGUUACAUUAUGCAUCGUAUCAUGGCCACUAUCUUAUAUGCUUACAUUUGAUCCAAUUGGGACAUGAGAAAGUGGAAUUGAGCAAAACUUACAAAGGGAAUACAUGUGUGCAUUUAUCAUUAAUACAAGGACAAGAACAAACAGCACAUUUACUUUUACAAUAUUUCCCAAACCUUAUCAACGUGCCAAAUAAUGAUGGAAUGUUACCCAUUCAUAUUGUAUGUAUGCACAAUUACGUUCAAUGCCUACGGUUACUAGUGAACGUGACUACAGACAUAAAUGUAAAAGAUCGUAAUGAUAAUACACCAAUACGCAUUUGCUUGGAAUACAAUAGUCUUCAAUGCCUUGAACUAUUAUUGGAUAGAUGUCAAGAUCAAGAUAAGAACAUUAUUGAUAACAUUGAUGUGGCAAUGACAUUUGAUCUUGCCAAGAAAUACAAAUCUAUGGUCAGAAGAGAUAAAAAAAGUACAAUGAAUAUUUAUAAGACACCUAAUUUAGAUAAAAAUGAACCCACCUUCAAUAAUGAAUUUGGAGUACCGUCACCAAUUUUGAAUAGUGUUGUAGCUAGUCCACCAGCGAAACAUUCUCUAUUUAAGAUAUCCACUUCCAUUAUUAAUAAUGGGGUAUCUCCAAUCAAAUCACCAAAAUUGGAUAUACCGACAUUUACACGAACGAAUAGGAGAUCGAAUUAA